UCCCCACACAACACUGUUUCUCUCUCAUUCUAGUUCUCCAUGUUUUGACCGUUGUUUUUCUCAACGUCUCUCUCUGAGAUCAACGCCCCCAUUCGGAGCAAGAGAGUGAGUGAAGCUGCAUUCAGCUGUUGCUGAAAUUGGAAAGGCAUAGAGAAGAGAUGGGAUGUUCUCAAUCAAGGUUGGAUGAUGAAGAGGCAGUGAAGCUUUGCAAAGACAGAAAACAUUUCAUCAAACAGGCUGUUGAGCAAAGAGCUCAAUUUGCUACUGAGCAUGUAGCAUACAUUCAGUGUCUGAAAAGGGUUUCAGCAGCACUGUUAGAUUACUUCGAAAGCGAUGAGUCGCACCAUUUGCCAUUAGAUUCAUUCAUAAGCCCACCUUCCACACCUGUGAAGAAAACCAGUCCUCUUGGCUUCAUUCCCAUAUCAUCAAAAUCCUUCAGCCCAACAAAAAAUGAGUUUGAUCCCAAAACAACUUUGAAGGUGAAUUACUUAAGGCCGGGUGGUACUCCAGCAAUUUCAGUUGAGGAAAGGCCUCAAAUGCCGGAAGUGGUUCGGGUCGAAACAUAUUAUCCCAUGCACCAGUUUGGCAAUGAUGGUUUCUUUCCUAUGCAAUCCUCACCUAUGAAUUCCUCAAUUUUUGCUUAUUCUCCCAAUAAUAGGCCUAAUAUCCCUCCUGCUUCACCUCAAUCUUCCCUAUGGGAAUCAUUUUGGAACCCUUUUUCAUCAUUGGACUAUUAUGGUUACCCCAACCAAAGUAGUUUUGACCAGACUGGGAUGAGGCAGGUCCGAGAAGAAGAAGGAAUACCAGACCUGGAAGAAGAUGGAACUGAACAAGAGGAUUUUGUUGAAAAGGGAAAUGUAGCAGAAGUAAGUGCCAAAAUUGAUGUGAACUCGUCCAAAGAAGAAGUCACGGUUGAAGAUGUUGAUGAACCCAAGGAGGAAGUGGAGGGAAAGGUUGCUGAAACUGGAACUGUGAAUGAAGUCACAGAACAAGCCAAUGGCGGUGAAUGUUUUCAAGUAUCUAAAGCUCAAACUGCUGGUCAGGAAAUGGCAACUGGUAAUCAAGAAGCAAAGGAAGACACACCUGGUUUUACUGUUUAUGUUAACCGAAGACCAACAAGCAUGGCUGAAGUGAUCAGGGAUCUUGAAGCUCAAUUCACAGUAAUCUGCGAUGCGGCUAAUGAUGUCUCCGCAUUGUUAGAGGCCAAGAAAGCUCAGAAUUUAUCAGCAUCAAAUGAACUGUCAGCAUCAAAAUUGUUGAACCCAAUAGCGCUGUUCCGCUCAGCUUCCUUACGAUCAUCCUCAUCAAGAAUUUUAGUGAAUUCUUCAGACACUACGGAUGAGGAUUUCGAAGGCACCGAUGAUUCAUCCGAGGAAGAUUGUUUGUUUUCUGUUAGUCAUCAAUCAACGUUAGACAGGUUAUAUGCAUGGGAGAAGAAACUCUACGAGGAAGUCAGAUCUGGAGAACGUGUUCGAAUCGCGUAUGACAAGAAAUGUCAGCAACUCAGGAAUCAUGAUGUAAAUGGAGAGGAACCCUCUUCCCUUGAUAAAACAAGAGCAGCCAUUAGAGAUCUACAUACCCAGAUAACAGUUUCAAUACACUCAGUUGAAUCUAUUUCCAGGAGAAUUGAAACUCUAAGGGAUGAGGAGUUGCAUCCCCAGCUUUUUGAACUGGUGCAAGGGCUUGCCAAGAUGUGGAAAGUGAUGGCAGAAUGUCAUCAGGCACAGCAGAGAACCUUAGAUGAAGCCAAGAUUCUUCUUGUUGACACUGAUGCGAGAAAACAGUGUGCCACAUCACUAACUGAUCCACAAAGGCUUGCUCGUUCGGUCUCCAGUCUUGAAACUGAACUGAGACAUUGGCGAAACACCUUUGCAUCGUGGAUUAGUUCUCAAAGAUCCUAUAUCCAUGGUCUAACUGGUUGGCUUCUAAGGUGUGUGAGAUGUGAGCAUGAUCCGUCAAAGCUAGCAUGCUCUCCUCGUAGGUCUAGUGGCACACAUCCAUUAUUUGGACUUUGUGUUCAGUGGUCAAGGCGUCUAGAUGUCCUUCAAGAAACUGCAGUACUUGAUGGCAUAGACUCUUUUGCAGCAGGCGUAGGGUCCUUCUAUGUACAACAGUCAAGAGAAGAAACUCGAAGAAAUCAAGUUGGAUCAAAAGAACAUGAUGAGAAUAUGAAAAUGGUGGAAGUUGGUCAUGUUGAAGAAGUGAUGAGCACUGAGAAAUUGGCUGAAGUUGCUAUGGAGGUGCUCUGUGCUGGUAUGUCAACUGCUAUGAGCUCAAUGGCAGAGUUUGCUGUUGAUUAUGCUGAGGGAUACAAUGAAAUUGUUAAGAAAUGGGAGAAUGUGAACUUGCAGCAGAUUUCUUGUGGAACUGAUACAUAGAUAUAGAUAGAGAUGGGUUACAUUUUUUGGUUCAUUUAAAUAGUUUAGCAGAGGGUUUCAGUGGAAGUACUUUGUUUAAGGAUAAAUAUAGAUGAAAGGAAAAUGAAGGGGAGGGAAAGAUUUUAUGCCAAUCUCUCACCAUUGUUAGAGAAUUUUUAUAGUUUGGGGAGGGGAAUGAGAAAUUUUCAAUGUAAUGCUCAAGACCGACCCUCUUUGUAAGUUUAAGAACAUUUUGAAGCUCUCUAAUUUGGGGAUCUUAAAUACUCAAACAAGAGAGGAAAGUUAUUAGUUUA
Messenger RNA from Vigna unguiculata (cowpea), 2671 nucleotides. RefSeq names its product nitrate regulatory gene2 protein-like. The record is from RefSeq and is a predicted model, not a curated record. Lineage: Eukaryota; Viridiplantae; Streptophyta; Magnoliopsida; Fabales; Fabaceae.